Messenger RNA from Bursaphelenchus okinawaensis, 1230 nucleotides. The record is from the annotation of a GenBank genome assembly. NCBI's taxonomy places the organism in Eukaryota, Metazoa, Nematoda, Chromadorea, Rhabditida, Aphelenchoididae.
AUGGAUGAAGUGUUAUGGGUAAGGUUACUUUUGGUAGUACUAUAACUUCAAUUUACUUUUAUCUGAUACAAUAACAGUUAUUUUACUAACUUUAUUAAUCUUAUAGCACAGUCUUUUAAAAAAUUUUAUCUGGCUUUAUAUUAACCUCUCUUUUUCAGCCAAUAGUACUGUACAGUAUUGUAAAUGUAAGCGCCGCCGCGUUCUAUGUUUGGGGAUGUUCUAGAAAGAAAAAGUCAGCAACACCAUCGCAGAUAAAGACUCCCAGUAAUGUCACACCUCCACCCGCCACUCCUUCAAAACAGGCUCCACCCACGCCUUCGCAACAACAACAAGAAGCUCCGGCCGCUGCAGGAUCCAACUCUGCGCCGGCUCCGGCUGCUGGUGAGUUAUAUUGUAAAACUUUAAUCAUAAUGUAUCUUUCGACUUAUUAUGGUUUUGUAUUUUACUAUAGACUAUUAGUCUAUAGUUAUUACGAACUGUCGAAUUAGUUUUAUUGGUUAAAGUAGGAAUGGGAGAAAAGGUAGAUAUUAGUUUUAAGGACGUUUCGAUGGAAGGAGAAGGUUCAAAAUUUUGUGAAAUUUAUUUUUUUUGUUUUAGCACCAGAAGUAAAGCCAGCAGAGACUCCAAAUCGCGAUAAACCGGCAGAAUCGACCAAAAAUACACCAGUUGGCAUACUCCCAUCUGAGGUAGGUUUUUCUGUUUAUAAAUAGCAGUAGGUUUGGAAAAAAAAUUUUUGUUUAUUAAAUAUCAUUAUCACAUUAAGAUAUAUUAUUGUUAUCACAAUAAAAUAUCAUUAGCACGGUCGAGAGGUCUAAAACGAAUCAGUGUUUUUGUUUUUUUAACCAAGUGUACUAUACAGUAUUAAAAACCGUUUUAGCACUAAGCGCAGCUUGGAAAGGGGAAAAAACUUCAUUUUUUCAAAAUUUUGAAUUUUAAAACUUUGAACUUCAUUUUAAAAAUUUUUUUAAACUUUAGAAAGGCGGUUUCACAUCCCAGAAGAAGCGCAAGAUCGAAGAGAAAUUGGAGAAGGAAAAGAAGCAAAAGAUCGAAUCCGGCUUCUUCGCAUCGAACUCCGAGGACGAUACGUUGGAGAAGAUUGACAGUUGUAAACAGGAGGAAUCGGGAGAAGGCAACUCAUCCAAGAAGCGAAGCCGAAAGGUCAAGAAGAAGCCGGCCGAGAAUAAGGACAAAGAGAAGGAGAAUGAUAAGCCUAAAGAGGAGAAGAAGUAA